Ceratosolen solmsi marchali is the source of this 2665-nucleotide messenger RNA. RefSeq names its product inactive dipeptidyl peptidase 10-like. The transcript is spliced from 11 exons. The coding region runs from base 377 to 2665 and encodes 762 amino acids. The record is from RefSeq and is a predicted model, not a curated record. Gene Ontology annotation, molecular function: serine-type peptidase activity; dipeptidyl-peptidase activity. Gene Ontology annotation, cellular component: plasma membrane. Gene Ontology annotation, biological process: proteolysis. NCBI's taxonomy places the organism in Eukaryota, Metazoa, Arthropoda, Insecta, Hymenoptera, Agaonidae.
CAUCAGCAACAGCAGUAACAGCAACGAGAGUAUCAACAACAUAAAGGUCACAUAAGAUAUUACGGAAUAACGCGACCCAAGUCCAGUGACAAUGAUGAAAUCUGCAUGAACCUAUUGAUAAACGACUUCAAUUAGAUGUGUAAAUUUGAACACACCGAUACGCAAAUGCCACGUGCUCAAGCAGAUUUUCACGCGCAGCGAUCAAUAGCCUAACAAGCGCGGAUUGUGUAAGUGGAGCAGCGAUAGUAGUGUAACUCAAUUAACGGUCGGCCGCGUUUGACGCACGUCUCUCCGCGUCUAGGCCGAGGGCUUAUCAACUCCCAGUAAGCGGAAGCUCCUGCCGUUUGUGGUCGCUGCUGACAAGUCCAUCGCUACGAUGGCGACAUCGGAGAAUUCGAUCGAAGACGACGAGGAUUUAACCUACUCGGACGGUGGCCAUAAUUGGCGAAGUAUUAUAUUUUCCUUGCUGGUUAUUAGUGCUGUUAUAGCCGGAAUAGUUACAGCCAUUUAUUUACUUGGCUACGUCGACGAACUUUUGUACUGGAGCGGACGACGUCUGACGCUGGAGGAAUGCCUUCACGGUGACUUGACUCCACAGAGGCUUCCACCAACUUGGAUCUCUCACGAUAAAUUCGUCUAUCAAGCAGACGACGGCUCACUUGCUCUUCUCGACGCUUCCAACAACUCAAUUUCACUUCUAGUAUCGAAUCAUACUCUUAGGCAGCUGAACGUACAGGGCUACCAAUGCAGUGCCGACCUACGUUAUGUACUCUUCAAGCAUAAUGUCAAACCGGUUUUCCGACACACAUUCACUGCUCAUUACACUGUAUACGAUGUUACAAACGACCACCACACGCCCCUUCGGCUCCAAGCCUCGUCCCGGAUCCAGCAGACGAGGCUCCAACACGCGGCCUGGCUCGGCAAUACUACCGCCCUCUUCAUGGUCUCUGACAACGACAUCUACAUCCGAAGCUCGCCCAACUCCGCUGAGGACUCGAGGCUCACGCAUACUGGCCUACCCGGGAUCGUCUACAACGGAGUACCCGACUGGCUGUAUCAGGAGGAGGUUCUGCCAAGGCCCGACUGCACCUGGCCAAGCCCCGACGGCUCGCACCUCCUCUUCGCCAGCUUUAACGACACCAAAGUCACGGCACUGGAGUUUCCCUGGUUCGGUGCAUCGAUGAACUCAGAGACGAUGAGGAAGGGCGUUUUCCCUCCGGCAAGGUCAGUGAGGUAUCCCACGCCCGGCUCGGCUAACCCGGAGGUUGACGUCUGGAUCGUCGACUUUACCAACGUUACUACGGGAUACAAUAACGCGACCAACGUGACCAAUUCAACGCCCAUUAAAAUUAAGCUCAAGCCACCGCCGGUUUUCGAUGGACAGGAAUAUUACCUAAUAUCGGCGGGCUGGAUCGGCGAUGAUUCCACUCAGGUUGCGGUUGUGUGGAUGACUCGCUCGCAAAAUCUGUCGGUGGUAUCUGCGUGUCGCGGACCCAACUGGGACUGCGAGGAGACGCACUCGGAGCGCGCUCCCGAGGGCCAGUGGCUCGACGCUCAGCCCCAUCCGGUUUUCGCCCCCGACGGCGACAGUUUCCUUCUUCUGGCCGCGGUCCAGGAAGGUGGCCAGGAGCACUUUACCCACAUCAAGCACGUCACCCUCACACAGCAGAGGAUAGCCGUUCUCUCUCAUGGCCAGUACGAGGUAAGCGAAAUUCUAGCCUGGGACACUAGAUCGCACUUGGUCUAUUAUUUAGCGUCGAGGGAGCGAAGUCCCGGACAGAAACACCUUUACGUGGUGAAAGACCCCAUAGCGGAUGAUCCGCGAAGAUUAGAACCGCUUUGCGUCACCUGCGACAUCGGCGAUCUUCAGUGGAAUAGCCGUUAUUAUUACACGAACUGUACGCACUUUGGAGCGUCGAUAAACCCACCAAUUCAAGAGGGCCAGCUGCGUGAGAUAAAAGAGGACGAGGAGCUUGGAUAUUACGUGCUAUAUUGCGAAGGCCCAGGGCUACCACUUGCCGCCAUUCAUUCAAUGCGAACGCAUAAAAUUGUCCGAGUCCUGUACGAUACGAGAAUUCAGAGGGCGGAACUUUUAUCGCAACUCGCUCUACCUAAACGACAAAGUUUCGAGGUACCACUACCGCAGGGUUGGAGAGCCCAGGUACAAUUGCUCUUGCCACCCUCGUGGCGGGAAGAGUUGCGUGACGCUGCAUUUCCGGUGCUCGUAGAGGUGAACGGACGACCGGGAAGUGCGGCCGUGAACGACCAGUUUAGGGUCGACUGGGGCACCUACAUGUCCAGUCACAACGACGUCGUUUACGUCAGGCUCGACGUGAGGGGAGCUAGGGGACAAGGCAAACGCGCCCUCUAUCGCCGCAUAGGUGGCGUAGAAGUACAGGACCAGGUAACCGUCCUUAGACAUCUCCUGGACACUCUCAAGUACCUGGACGAGUCCAGAGUGGGCGUUUGGGGAUGGGGCUACGGAGGCUAUGUUACUUCCAUGGUUCUCGGAAGCCAGCAAAAUGUCUUUAAAUGCGGCGUAGCCGUAAACCCCAUCGCCGAUUGGCUCUAUUACAGUAAGCAUCGUCAAUGCUUGUUAAUUGUAGGGUUGCAAAAGCAAUAUUUCAGAUUAUAUUAUUCGACGAGAAUUAAGAAACUCUUGUAA